Molecule: messenger RNA, 3447 nt
Organism: Trematosphaeria pertusa
Lineage: Eukaryota; Fungi; Ascomycota; Dothideomycetes; Pleosporales; Trematosphaeriaceae
Product: Sec23/Sec24 family protein-like protein
Exons: 5
Coding region: 1-3447 (1148 amino acids)
Biological process (GO): translation; endoplasmic reticulum to Golgi vesicle-mediated transport; COPII-coated vesicle cargo loading
Cellular component (GO): COPII vesicle coat; ribosome; endoplasmic reticulum exit site
Molecular function (GO): SNARE binding; structural constituent of ribosome; zinc ion binding
Source: RefSeq, a predicted model, not a curated record
AUGUCCGACUUCCAGAUGUACCACGCCCUCGGGCAGGGCUCGCCGAACCCCAAUGGUCCCACCAGGAAAGACGAGAAUAGAUUCCGCCCUCCAGUUGCCGCGAGCCCUUCGGGAUAUCAGCAGACUGACAGUCCCGCAUACGGUCAUACUCCCAAUCAGUACGCUGGCGCUCCAAGCCAAAAUGCGCCUCCAAACCAGCAACAGAGCUACUUUCCGCCGCAACCGUCGCCGCAGUAUCAAGCAGGUCCAGAUGUCAACAACUUGACACAACAGAUGGGAGGAAUGGGAUUGGGUGCGGAGCAAGCAGGACAACCCAGGCACCACAAGAAGAAGGAUCGCCACGCAUAUCACAACAUUGAAGGACCUGGCGGGAGCUCGCAGGCGUUCAAUGGCAUGCCUCAGAGCGGAACGCCCACUCAGUUUCUGAACCAGAGCUCUCCACAGGCCGGCGGAGCACAAUGGGCACAACCUCAGAUCACGCCAGCAAUGAACCAGUUCCCUGCGGCGGCACCAAUGUUCAGUCCGGCGAAUCAAGCUACAGGCAUGCAGCAUGCUGCGCGGGCGGGCACACCUCUCACUGGGACACCUGCUUCGUCAUCGCAGGGCCGCGUGGAUCCUGAGCAGAUACCAAGCAUACCGAGAUCUCGAGACGCGCCGGCGAAAUACUAUCUGGAGCACGUAUAUCCAACUAUGGAACAUCAUCUGCCUCCGCCAGCUUUGGUUCCUUUCGUCGCCUACGAUCAGGGUAAUUCCUCGCCUAAAUUUGCGAGACUGACGUUGAACAACAUUCCCUCCUCACAAGAUGCGCUCUCCGCCACACAUCUACCGCUAGGUCUCAUUGUUCAGCCACUCGCGCCGUUACAAGAAGGCGAGCAACCGAUACCGGUGCUGGACUUUGGAGAAACAGGCCCACCGAGGUGCAGGAGGUGUCGAGCAUACAUCAACCCCUUCAUGCAGUUCAAAUCAGGGGGCAACAAGUUCGUCUGCAACAUGUGUACCUUCCCCAAUGAUGUUCCUCCGGAGUACUUCGCACCUACAGAUCCGUCUGGUGUGAGGGUAGAUAGAUUACAGCGUCCCGAACUGACGCUUGGUACCGUCGAUUUCAUGGUCCCCAAGGAGUACUGGUCCAAGGAGCCUGUGGGCUUGAGAUGGCUAUUCCUGAUUGACGUCAGCGCUGAGGCUGUCAAUCGAGGGUUCCUCGACGGAUUCUGCGAGGGCAUUAUCAGCGCACUCUACGGCGGAGAGAAUGAGAAACCACAGGUAGAAGGCGAAGAGGCACCCCGAAGGCUCCCGAAAGGCGCCAAAGUCGGUAUUGUGACGUUCGAUAAGGAGAUGCACUUCUACAACCUUAGUCCAAAUCUGGACGCAGCUCAGAUGUUGGUAAUGCCGGACAUUGAAGAUCCGUUCGUGCCGCUGAGCGAAGGAUUGUUCGUCGACCCUGAGGAGUCGAAGGCGGUCAUCACUUCGCUGCUCACUCAACUACCGAAUAUGUUCUCAGAGUUCAAGAACCCAGAACCUUGUCUGCUUUCGACUUUGAACUCGGCUGUGGCAGCGCUUACAGCGACAGGAGGAAAGAUUGUGUGCUCAUUAGCUGCUCUACCGACAUGGGGCCCUGGGCGCUUGUUCCUUCGCGACGACGGCAACCUCCACAAUACAGAUGCGGAGAAAAAGCUUCUAUCGACUGAGCAUCCUGGCUACCGAAAGGUAGCGCAGAAGAUGGUGGAGAGCGGUAUCGGCAUAGACUUCUUCAUGGCAGCGCCUAGUGGCGGCUAUUUGGAUAUCGCUACAAUAGGCUAUGUGUCAGCUACCACGGGUGGCGAGGUAUAUUACUUCCCCAACUUCCACUCACCACGGGAUACGCUCAAGCUGUCCAAAGAGAUCAAGCACACUGUCACCCGAGAAACCGGUUACCAGGCUUUGAUGAAGGUGCGAUGCUCGAACGGUCUCCAGGUCGCCGCCUAUCACGGAAACUUCUACCAUCACACUUUCGGAGCCGAUCUUGAAUUUGGUAUCAUUGAUGCCGACAAAGCUAUCGGUGUCAUGUUCAGCUACGACGGCAAGCUGGAUCCCAAGCUCGAUGCUCAUUUCCAGGGUGCGCUUCUUUACACGACGGCCAACGGAGAGCGUCGGGUGAGAUGUGUAAACAUCGUCGCUAGCGUCAGCGAAGGGGCUGCUGAAGCGAUGAAGUUUAUCGACCAGGAUGCCGUCGUAAGCAUCAUCGCAAAGGAGGCUGCUGCUCGCAUAUCCGAGAAGAACCUCAAAGAGAUCCGAGGAGCUUUGACUGAGAAGACCGUCGACAUUCUUGCGGGCUACAGGAAGAACUUCACGGGACACAACAACCCUCCUGGCCAACUCGUGCUUCCUGAGAAUCUGAAAGAGUUCAGCAUGUACAUGCUAGGCUUGAUCAAGUCGAGAGCAUUCAAGGGUGGCAAGGAGCCUACCGACAGGAGAGUGCACGACAUGAGGUUGAUCAAGCACAUGGGUCCGUUGGAAUUGUCGCUGUAUCUUUACCCACGGAUGAUCUCAAUACACAAUCUGGACGAGAAAGACGGUUUCGCCAACGAAAACGGCCAUUUAAGGAUGCCAGAUGGUGUACGGGCGUCGUUCUCAAAAGUCGAGGAAGGCGGCGCUUACCUCGUGGACAACGGCCAAAUCUGUCUGCUGUGGCUGCAUGCGCAAGUGUCACCGAACCUGCUCGAGGACCUCUUCGGAGAGGGACACACCAGCCUAAAGUCUCUAGAUCCGUUUUCAUCCACAUUACCAGUCCUCGAGACACAUCUCAACGCACAAGUGCGCAACAUUCUACAAUACAUGGAGACCACCCGCGGCUCCAAAGCGCUCACCAUACAACUCGCCCGGCAGGGCCUAGACGGCGCCGAAUAUGAGUUUGCGCGGCUACUCUAUGAAGACCGCAACAACGAAGCGCAGAGUUAUGUGGACUGGCUCGUCCAUGUUCAUAGACACAUACAGCUAGAGCCGCGGCCAUGUGUCCGCCGGUCACGGUCGUGUCGGAAAACGUACGUCGACUUCGUAACUCAUACAAGACAUUCCAAGGCUAACAAUUAUGCGACAGACCGCAAGCACCCCGGUGGUCGCGGUUUAGCCGGUGGACAGCACCACCACAGGACCAACAUCGACAAAUACCACCCGGGCUACUUUGGAAAAGUCGGCAUGCGGUAUUUCCACAAGACGCAGCAGAAAUUCUGGAAGCCCGUCAUCAAUCUCGACAAGCUCUGGUCGCUCGUUCCCGCCGACAAGCGCGACGAGUACCUAGCCAAGAAGUCGGAUAAGGCGCCCGUCCUAGAUCUGCUCUCCUUGGGCUACGCAAAAGUUCUUGGCAAGGGCCGCAUCCCCGAAGUUCCCAUCGUCGUCCGCGCGCGCUACGUCUCCAAGGAGGCUGAGAGGAAGAUCAAGGAAGCUGGUGGCGUCAUCCAGCUCGUCGCAUAA